Molecule: messenger RNA, 3476 nt
Organism: Grus americana (Whooping crane)
Lineage: Eukaryota; Metazoa; Chordata; Aves; Gruiformes; Gruidae
Gene: NIPAL2
Product: NIPA like domain containing 2
Exons: 11
Coding region: 256-1359 (367 amino acids)
Biological process (GO): magnesium ion transport
Cellular component (GO): membrane
Molecular function (GO): magnesium ion transmembrane transporter activity
Source: RefSeq, a predicted model, not a curated record
CAAAACCUUCUGUCAAGCUCCCCUUCCUCUCCUAUUCUACAAAUACUCCUGAGCUGAGGGUGUCCUGGUGCCCACUGGCAGCCGCAGCCCUCGGCCACACGCACCUGUGUGUGGAGUGACCCACGCGAGCAGCCUUUCCCACACCAGGAAGCGAGUGCCACGUCCCGGUCCUGUUCACCUCUCCUCACAGCCACCCGUCCCCACUGGUGUGACAGCGCGUGGCAUGGCCAGUGGCUGGGGCCUGAGGGCAGGGACAUGGGCAUCCUCCCUGUUUCAGAAUGGGCAUCCUGGAAUGCAUCCUUUGGGGGGCCAGGCACCGGAAGCGGGCCCCUCUCCGGCCCCUGGUACAGCACACACAAGACUCAGCUCUUGGGAGUUUUACUUGCUGCUGCUUCAAAUUUUCUGAUUAGUGUCUCUUUGAAUAUACAGAAAUGCGCUCAUCUCCGGCUGGCUUGCCAAACAGACCCGAAGCCCUACUACACAAGCAAGCUAUGGUGGUGUGGGAUUACCCUCCUGGGACUUGGCGAAGUGGGCAAUUUCACAGCCUACGGAUUUGCCCCCAUUGCCCUUGUCGCUCCACUGGGAUGUGUAUCUGUCAUAGGUAGUGCAUUUAUUUCUGUCUUAUUCCUAAAGAAGACCAUGAGGGCUGCUGAUAUAUUGGGCGGAACACUGGCAGUAACAGGGACAUACUUGCUGGUGACGUUCGCUCCAAAUGUACCCCAAGAACUCACAGCAAGACGAGUACAGAAUUACUUAGUGAGCUGGCCUUUUUUGGUAUAUUCGAUCUUAGAAAUUAUAAUAUUCUGCAUUCUCCUCUAUUUUUACAAAAGAAAGGAUGUGAAGCACAUCGUGGUUUUGUUAAUGAUGGUAGCACUACUGGCGUCGCUGACUGUCAUUGCUGUAAAGGCUGUGGCCAGCAUGAUAACACUCUCUGCAAAGGGGAAAAUGCAGCUAACUUACCCUGUUUUCUAUAUCAUGAUUGUUUUAAUGGUUACUUCUUGCGCUUUCCAAGUCAAGUUCUUGAAUCAAGCAGUGCAUCUGUACGAAGCAACAGCAGUUGUGCCCAUUAUUUUUGUGUUCUUCACCACCAGUGCCAUCAUUUCAGGGGUCAUAUUUUAUCGGGAAUUCCAAAGUGCAGCUUUGCUGAGCGUGUUCAUGUUUCUGUUUGGGUGUCUCCUCUCUUUCCUUGGUGUAUUUGUAAUUGCAAGAAAUAAAAGAGAGGAGCACUUACAAAUUCAUUUUAUUGACUAUGGACAUAUUCCGGGACAAAAAUUGACAGGCAAAAUACAACCAGAUUCUCACAGUUCAUGCUAUGGCACUUUGAAUAAUGAAGACGACUCGGUGAAAAAUCAAAGCUGAAAGAAGAAAGCACCUUACAUGCCAAUUUACGGAGGAACGCCACUGAAACAAGGAUCAGCAGCACCUUUUUGUUGGACAUGUUCAAGUGUAUGUUGAACUCCUGUAUGUUGAUGAGUCACAGUAUUAUUUAAUCCUACUUAAUUUAUCCCAUGGCUGCCCCAAAUGUGUUCUGAAGAUAAAGGAAGCCUUAAGAAAAACUAAACAACCAUUAAUGAAAUGGAACAUUUUCCUAGUAUCAAUGCCUCUCGGGGAUAUUUUUAGAGUCUUAAUUGCCUUGAAAUGCAAAUAGGCACAGAACAGGAUUAUAAAAAUUCCCCUCUGAAACCCCUCAGAUCUGUGUAGAUGCUUAAAGACAAAGAUGGGAAAUGAGGAGAAUUUUUGUAAGUGACUUCAAAGUAUUCUGCUAUAUGUAUAACACCUUUAAAAAUCUGAUACUUCCUGUUCAGGAGUCAAAACUGUAGGCGUAUAUACAGUAUACACAAGUAUGUACACACAUGUUAUAGUAUGUGUAGAGGGAAAAUCCUGAUUAUCUUUUGCCAUCAGAUUAAUUCUCUUUAUCUUCCAAGGAAAUAAACACUAGUGUGAGGAUGGGGAAGGAAGAGAGUAUUUGCCAUAAAUACAGGCAUGUGCACACACGCACACAUUUGAGGUGCCCAGCCAUGGCAGAGCUAGGGAACCACACCGGACAUUUUACAUCCUUCCAGGAGAGUCCUGUGCACUGGGCUGGGCUAUACUAUCUGUUAGUAUAGUCUAGCCUGAGGUUUAGCCUCUGGUUUUAGUGAAGACAGUGCAAAGUUCUCCAGAGGGAAAGGGGUAGGCAGGCUCCCUGCCUUGAUGUGUCUUGGAAAAAUACUCCUAAAAAAGAAAAGUAGGGCAACUCCUACUUCCUUCCUAAACCUCUGGUAAUCCUGGAUGAGGAAAGGCUGUAAAAAACGGGAUCACAAAGAGUCGCAGUACCAGUACCAUUAUUCCUCCAUUAAAUGUUAGUGUGUCCACAGUGCUUUGAAGAGCUGGCAGUGAUGGGAACCGUGGCGAUACAGGCUCUGUGUUCAGGUCUGGGAGGUCUCACUGCCCCUCAGUACCAGCCUCCUGGCAAGAAAGCUUCUUCUAGGCGUUCAUCGUGGGUCCGCUUAACCCCUGCCUGGUGGCACCGAGUUACCUCAGCCAGCACAGUGGGGCUCAGACACCUCCUCUGCAGAAACAAGUGGAAGUGCUCUUGAAAGGUGUUCACGUCUUGGACAAAAUUCUUUUAGAUUUGAAUUAAUCCGCAGUAAUGGAUUAGGGGCCAUUGUGUGUAUUUUGUUGCGGUGGGAUAUGAGGAAAUGAGGUCUCUUUUUUUUUUUCCCAAAUAAUUGUUUAUUUCAUUUUAAAAUAGGUACAGUUGAUGAUCCAUGAGAGUUUCAUUUCAAACCCUACAAAGCAUACACAGAGCUGCAGUUCUUCCUAUGCAGCAAUGUCCCAGGAGCCAGGGCGCAGGGUGGUGGCUAUGAAGUUGUUUUCCAACAUGGGUCUUUUCCAGCUGGCACAGGACAAGACUCUGUGUCUGCACCUUACUUGUACCAGCAGCCUGGUCGUGGCCUUCCUUUCCCCUCUUACAGCAUGAGUUCAAGUUUCUGAAGCUUAAAAUAAUAAAAAAGCACAUUCUUUUUGUAUGCUUUCUCCAGGGAAUAAGGGCAUGCCUCUCCUUGUUUUGCAAGUCAAAUUUAAGCCACUUUCUAAGUCUCAAGUGAGAGUGUGUGCUAAAGAUGGAAAUAGGAGGCCUCCAGUUUUUCAGUCUGUGACCUGGGAAACAAAUGGGUGAAAGGAUUUGGUUUUGUUUCUUUUUUAAAUGAUUAGCCUUGGGCACCUUUCCAAAAUCUGUUUCCAUGAUUUGGGAGGGCUGGAGGAGAUAAUUAGGGUUUCCAGAUAAAGGAUUUUCUCUUUAAAUCAGGAAAUAAAAUGUAAAAAUCUGUGGCAAAAUUUACUAUUUGUUUUAAACUACUGUAUUUCUUCUUUUCUUCCUAUAGGCUUAUAAGAGAACUACAAGGGUUAAAAUGUUUUCUGUAAACUUGAAUGUAACUGAAGUUAACUGAUGGAGCAAAACACUGGCAGGAAUUAUGUGCAAUUAAAAUUUGUGA